This is a messenger RNA of Dalotia coriaria, 2245 nucleotides long. RefSeq names its product Nucleobindin 1 (gene NUCB1). NCBI's taxonomy places the organism in Eukaryota, Metazoa, Arthropoda, Insecta, Coleoptera, Staphylinidae. Bases 224 to 2059 code for a protein of 611 amino acids. Gene Ontology annotation, cellular component: endoplasmic reticulum-Golgi intermediate compartment; extracellular exosome. The record is from RefSeq and is a predicted model, not a curated record. Gene Ontology annotation, molecular function: calcium ion binding. The transcript is spliced from 3 exons.
GCAAACAUCAGUUCUGUUCUUGCACAAUUCGAUAACUACACGUCAGUAAACAAACGGUCGUAGUAGGUCCAGCAAUUUUUGUUGGCGCGUUUUAUCAGUUUGCGCUGUGCAAUGCAAGUUAAAUAACGCAUCGGUUUCAACAUUUACAUAUUACAGAUCUGCAAGGCUUUUGCCAAUAAUCUCAUUUGUCAAGAACACAAAACAUUGAAGACAAGAGAAGAAAAUGUUAAAAUUGAAAUUAUAUGCCACAGUGGCAUUUUUAUGUGUGCUACAAGUGUGUGUAGCACCACCAGUGACACAAAAGAAGCCUGAAGAUGGUGCAGACAACACUGAAGGACUAGAAGAUUAUGUAGAGUAUCAUAGAUACAUCAAGGAAGUAGUCAAGGCUCUGGAAUCAGACCCAGCAUUCAGGGAGAAACUUGAGAAAGCCAAUGAUGUGGACAUUAGAAAUGGAAAGAUAGCUUCUGAGUUAGAACUUGUAAGUCACAAUAUCAGAAGUAAAUUGGAUGAGAUCAAAAGAAUUGAGUUGCAAAGAUUAAGAGACUUGGCUGCUAAAAGAAAUGCUCUGUUGAAUAAUGAGCUUGAUCAAGAUGAUCCAAUGCAUCAUCACAUUCAACAUGAGAAUCCACAUACAUUUGAAGUGGAGGACUUAAAAAGACUCAUUGUGAAGACUACUGAAGAUCUGGCAGAGGCUGACAGGAGAAGAAGAGAAGAAUUUAAGGAAUAUGAACUGCAGAAGGAGUUUGACAAGUUUGAAAAGUUAAAUCACACUGAUAACACUGAUGAAAGACAUAAACUGGAGCAGCAGUAUAAGGACAUGGAUGAGAAACAUAAAAAACAUCAAAAACUGCACACACCAGGACAUAAACAACAGUUGGAGGAGGUGUGGGAAGAACAGGAUCACAUGACGCAAGAUUUCAACCCAAAAACUUUCUUCAUGUUACAUGAUUUGGAUAGUAAUGGAUUAUGGGAUCAGGAUGAGGUGAAAGCCUUGUUUGUUAAGGAGUUAGAUAAAAUGUACGCGUCAGGCGCACCUGAGGAUGACAUGAGGGAACGUAUUGAAGAAAUGGAAAGGAUGCGCGAAGCAGUAUUCAAAGAAAUCGAUGCAAACCGCGAUGGUUUCAUUGAUUUCACUGAAUUUUUGCAACAAACGAAAAAGAACAACUUUGAUAAAGAUCCUGGCUGGAAGGGAUUGGAUGAACAGAAACCUUAUACCGAUCAAGAACUUGAAGAAUAUGUAAGGAGGCAUCAUGAGAUGCAGCAACAGCAAUACUAUCAGAAUCAACAGUAUAUGCAACACGGACGGCCACCACCAGGAUAUCAUCCACAACAAGGCUACCCACCACAAGGACAUCCUCAGCAAGGCUACCCACCGCAAGGGCAUCCGCAACCAGGCUAUCAUCCUCAGCAAGGGCAUCCCCAGCAAGGCUAUCAUCCACAGCAAGGACAUCCACAACAAGGAUACCAACAGGGUUACCCACCGCAACAAGCACACCAUCCACAAGGUUACCCACAACAAGGACAUGGAGCACCACAGGGCCACCCACAAGGAGUUCCAUCACAGGGACAUCCACAACAAGGACAAUUUCAUCCUGGACAAAUCCCGCAGUCGCAGGUACAUCCACAACAAAUAAAUCAACAGAUGCACGAUUUCAAAAUGAAUGAUUUGAACACAAAUGAGGUCUAUCAACAUGAUAGUCCUGUUGCCCAGCAUCAAAAACAAAAUUCCGGUCAGAAUUAUCCAAGUCAUCCGCCGCAACAACAGCAGAACUCUGCACCGGUUGGCCACCAACAAAAACCGUCAAACCCCCCGGUAAACCCAGGUAAUUCACAGCAACAUCAACAGCAAGAAAGAAAAGAUGCACCUCAACCACCACCACAGCAGUAUCACCAAAGUAACGAGAAACCAUCGGCGUCCAAUGAGCAUAUACCGCAACAGAAUCAUAUUCCUCAACAGGAACAAGUUGUAGAUUCGUCGCCACAUGUUAAUUCUGUGCCUAAACAAGCUCCGGUUGUCGCAGCAGCGGCUGCUCAAGCCCCGGUUGUAAAACAAGUAUAACGUUCAGGGAGAUACCGAAAACCGCCGAAAUAUAUAAAUUAACGCAUUUACAAACAAGAAAAAACAAAGGUUCCUUUCUUUCAAUUUCAAAAAUUUCAUUUGUAAAUUUAUACAAAUAGCAUUUUGAUUGUUGAGCAAUGCAUUUAAACACAAAACUACUAAAAAUAAAAACAUAUAAGUCAUUAA